UGUUCAUUGCACCCACUACCAUCAUUGGAAGGAACUACGAAUUGUGGAGUUGAUACAUAAUCAUUGGUCCAAAUUUUGUCUCGAUUGACAUCUAUAUCUAUAUAAUUCUCUGGAACCUUUUCUACCACCUCCCUCUUUUAGCUUUGUACAUCUAUCAGUACAUCACUUCACCACCAAUUUGUUUGCAGCAAACCUCCGUAGUACAAUCAUCAAUACAAAACAAUCCAAGUACAUGCUGCGAGACGUAGCAGAUCGUUGGGCUCGUAAAAGGUAUUUUGGCUAGUAUCCAUCUAGUCCUCUUCAUUCUUUAUUAUCAUUUCGAGGAUCUAGUCUAGCCUACUUGAAAAGGGUAUAUCUUCACAAAAAGGCAACAAAAAGUUUCUAUAUCACUUCGACAACAACACAAUUUGCAGAUCCUUAACUUUCAAGAUGCACAUCAAAGACAUGCUCUCGGAGGCCGAAAGGUCGGGCAACCCCUCUUUCUCUUUCGAAUUUUUCCCACCCAAAACUGCUCAAGGUGUACAAAAUCUUUACGAUCGUAUGGACCGCAUGCAUGGGUUAGGGCCUAGUUUCAUUGAUAUUACCUGGGGUGCAGGUGGCCGUCUCGCUCAAUUGACCUGUGAGAUGGUAGGAGUGGCUCAAUCGCAAUAUGGAUUGGAGACUUGCAUGCAUUUAACUUGUACCGACAUGGGAAAGGAGAAGGUCGAUGAAGCUCUCAGAAAUGCCUACAAAGCUGGGUGCACGAACAUUCUUGCUCUUAGAGGAGAUCCACCAAGAGAAAAGGAAAAGUGGGAGGCAACUGAAGGAGGAUUUCAAUAUGCGAAAGAUCUUGUUCACCAUAUUCGUCAAACAUACGGCAAUCAUUUUGAUAUUGGAGUUGCUGGAUAUCCCGAGGGUUGCGAUGAUCAGGACGAUGAAGAUCUGUUGUUAGAUCAUUUAAAGGAGAAAGUUGACGCGGGUGCCACUUUUAUUGUCACACAAAUGUUCUACGAUGUCGACAAUUUCAUCGAUUGGUUAGGAAAAGUCAAAGCAAGAGGUGUCAAUGUUCCUGUCAUCCCAGGAAUUAUGCCCAUUAACACAUACGCAAGUUUCCUUCGAAGAUGUAACCAUAUGGGGUGCAAGAUCCCACCAAAGUGGAGUGCAGCUCUCGAAGAGGUCAAGAAUGAUGAUGCCGCUGUGCGAAACAUCGGAAAAGAUCUAGUUGCUGAGAUGUGCCGUCGAAUUCUUCAAGCUGGAGUGCAUCAUCUACACUUCUACACCAUGAAUUUAGCUCAGGCAACUCGUAUGGUGCUCGACGAACUUCGUUUGACUCCAUCAAAUCAACGUCCACUGAAGCAUGCACUUCCAUGGAGACAAUCUCUUGGCCUUGGUCGUAGAGAGGAAGACGUUCGUCCAAUUUUCUGGAAAAACCGAAACAAGUCUUAUGUGGCUAGAACCCAGGACUGGGAUGAAUUUCCUAACGGUAGAUGGGGAGACUCGAGAUCUCCUGCUUUCGGUGAAUUGGAUGCUUAUGGAAUCGGGUUGAAGGGCAGCAAUGAACAGAAUAUUAAGCUCUGGGGUCAGCCUAAGUCUAUCAAAGAUAUCGCGGAACUCUUCGUUAGUUAUCUUGAAAAUAGCAUAGAAAGUCUUCCUUGGAGUGAAGCUCCAAUCUCAAGCGAAGCAGAUGUCAUUAAGUCUGAUUUGAUCGAGCUCAAUCGACGUGGAUUUCUUACCAUCAACUCUCAGCCUGCUGUUGAUGGUGUCAAGUCAUCUGAUCCUGUUUAUGGUUGGGGACCUACCAAUGGUUAUGUCUACCAGAAAGCUUAUUUGGAACUUUUGGUCGCUCCUGAUAUGAUGCCAGAGUUAGUGCGUCGUAUUCAACAAGAACCCGAUCUGACUUACUAUGCUGUUAAGAAGACUGGAGAUGUGCAAACAAACGCACAAAGUGAUGGGCCAAAUGCUGUCACUUGGGGAGUAUUUCCUGGUAAGGAGAUUGUUCAACCUACUAUUGUCGAGACUAUUAGUUUCUUGGCAUGGAAAGAUGAGGCAUUUCGUCUGGGAACAGACUGGGCUCAUUGCCAUUCUGCACUUAGCCCUAGUCGUGGACUCAUUGAAUCCAUUAUGGAUUCAUGGUAUCUUGUCAAUAUUGUUCACAACGACUUCCAUAAGUCACACGGGCUCUUCCCACUUUUCGAUGGGCUCACUGUAAAGAAUCUCAACGAACCUUUCGAAACUUCCCAGAAUGGUGACGUUGAUGGUGUACGAUUUAUCGAACCCGAAACCGUCCCACUGACAAACGGAGAGGCCAAUGGCCAUUAAUACUUUCAACAUGAUUAUACUUACUUAAACUUUUUCAACACGAUUUUACGAUUCAACAUGCAUGAGGAUGGGUUCACAAUGGUUUUAUGGCAUUUAACAUUGCAUUUAGCGCUGGUGUUUAUGGGCAAACUUCAACAAGUUUGGCGUUCAAAAAGGGAUCUCAACGAUCUCUAAUAUGGAAUGAAAGGGAAUGGGUGGGGGUUUAUAAAAGCAACGGCCAAUAUUUUUUAAUGGAAUGGGGCACGUACUUGGACGGACUUGUGAUAUCAUUGCCUUCAACGGCGCUUUUAUAGAUGAGCGAUUCGUUAGUGUUUAUUAUUGCAGACAGCUUCUUUCGAGAUAUUGGUGUUGAAAUACAUGAUAUAUCGAAUUAAUUGAAGAUUUGUUUUUUUUGCAUA
Molecule: messenger RNA, 2696 nt
Organism: Botrytis byssoidea
Lineage: Eukaryota; Fungi; Ascomycota; Leotiomycetes; Helotiales; Sclerotiniaceae
Exons: 3
Coding region: 430-2298 (622 amino acids)
Biological process (GO): tetrahydrofolate interconversion
Cellular component (GO): cytosol
Molecular function (GO): methylenetetrahydrofolate reductase [NAD(P)H] activity; FAD binding
Source: RefSeq, a predicted model, not a curated record